GUAACAUUGCCAGCACAAUAUUACAAAUCUCAACUCAUAGUACCAAGGCCCAACUAUAUAAGAUUGAAUAACAGUCCCAUUGCACAUCAUCCUAUUCACCUUCCACCCAUCUCAAAACCCUCAUCCUAUACUCAGCAACCACUAUACCCUCACAUCAAAAUGUGCCACGACAACAUCUCCCUCAACGGCUGGACCAGCACUCCCGCCAACGCCGGCCUGAUCUUUCCCGACAAGCCUUUCAUUCACCCACCCACCCCCAUCCCCGUCACCGACAUCCCCUUCCCAUCCACCGAUCCCCUCGUCGCCAAGACCCUCGAAUCCGUCCAAUCCCUCCUCCCCCACAACACCAUCAACCACUCUAUGCGCGUAUACUACUACGGAAUGAUCCUCCUAAAACAACAAUUCCCCAACCACCCCCUCUCCCCCACAACCUGGGCCCUAACCUGCCUCCUGCACGACAUCGGCACUGCCCCUACCCUUCUCACCGCAACAAACAUGUCCUUCGACCUGUAUGGCGGCAUUUUAGCCCGCUCUAUCUUAACCUCCUUCGACUGUCCCAGUGACAUUGCAGAUGCCGUAGCAGAAGCUAUCAUCCGGCAUCAGGACUUAGGUGUCGAUGGAAAUAUCACGUUCUUGGGACAGUUGAUACAGUUGGCUACGAUUUAUGAUAAUGUGGGGGAGCAUCCGCAGGUUAAGAACUUUGGAGAGUUGAUUCAUGAAGAUACGAGGAGGGAGAUAAAUGAGCGCUGGAAUAGGGAGGGGUGGUGUGGGGUGUUUGCUGAUGUGCUGAGCGUGGAGGUGCGGGAGAAGCCGUGGUGUCAUUCGACGCAUAUUGUCGGGUUUGAGGGGAAGGUUAGGGGUAAUAAGCUUUUUGGGGAGUAGAAGGAAGUUUUGGUUUUGAGGGGGUGAGGGGGGGUUGGUUCCACGGCAUAUUGCGUUCAGUUAUGUGGUGAUUGUGAUAUGGAAUGCGAUUAGGAUUUU
Molecule: messenger RNA, 981 nt
Organism: Aspergillus eucalypticola CBS 122712
Lineage: Eukaryota; Fungi; Ascomycota; Eurotiomycetes; Eurotiales; Aspergillaceae
Product: cyanamide hydratase family HD domain-containing protein
Exons: 2
Coding region: 160-882 (240 amino acids)
Source: RefSeq, a predicted model, not a curated record